AUGUCUAACGAGCUUAAUCCCGAUCGCCCUCUUAUUGUUGGCCCCGAGAAACCAGAAAGCCCUUAUCCUCAUUCCGUCGCUGGCAAGGUUGUUAGUGGGUUCGGUAGAGGUUCCAAAGAGUUGGGCAUUCCUACUGGUAGGUUCUUAAUAAGCGUUUGCCCACCCCCGCAGCUUUUGACAUUAGGUUUAAACCCUCUAUUUUUUUACCCACGUACACACACACUAAAAACAAAUGUGACAAUUAUAGCCAAUUUGUCAGAGGAAGCACUUGAAGCAAUGUGUACAGAGUUUACCACGGGUGUUUAUUAUGGUUGGGUACAAAUUGCUGAGAAAGGAUCUGAAGUAUACCCCAUGGUGAUGAGCUUGGGUUGGAACCCUUACUACAAGAACGAAAAGCGAUCGGCUGAGGUACACAUCAUUCACGAAUUCAAAGAUGACUUUUAUGGAAUUGAUAUCCGCGUAAUUGUGCUCGGAUACGUCCGACCAGAACAAAACUAUCCAUCACUAGAUGCCCUAAUUCGAGAUAUCCGGACUGAUGUUGAGGUGGCCAAGACAUCUCUUCAACGUCCAGCUUACCUAGAUUUCAAGCAACACGAACUUUUUACGAAGCAGUAG
Zychaea mexicana is the source of this 615-nucleotide messenger RNA. RefSeq lists its product as uncharacterized. Gene Ontology annotation, cellular component: mitochondrion. NCBI's taxonomy places the organism in Eukaryota, Fungi, Mucoromycota, Mucoromycetes, Mucorales, Lichtheimiaceae. Gene Ontology annotation, molecular function: riboflavin kinase activity. The transcript is spliced from 3 exons. The record is from RefSeq and is a predicted model, not a curated record. Bases 1 to 615 code for a protein of 204 amino acids. Gene Ontology annotation, biological process: riboflavin biosynthetic process; FMN biosynthetic process.